This is a messenger RNA of Pogona vitticeps (central bearded dragon), 2005 nucleotides long. Lineage: Eukaryota; Metazoa; Chordata; Lepidosauria; Squamata; Agamidae. The record is from RefSeq and is a predicted model, not a curated record.
UUGGAAUUCCGAUAAUGCGACAGCCUGUUGGAGGCAGAGCUGAAGGGAAGCCGGAGGGAGAGACCCACGCGGAAGGGAGCCUUUCCUUUCUGCCCCUGUUUCCUGGCCUAACGAGAUGGAGCUAGAAUAACCACGAGGAUCUGGGAGUAGACGGAUGGACCGCAUGACGGAGGACGCUCUGCGCCUGAACCUCUUGAAGCGCACCCUGGACCAGGCGGACGAGCGGGAUGACGUGCUGGCCAAGCGGCUCAAGAUGGAGGGCCACGAGGCCAUGGAGCGCCUCAAGAUGCUGGCCUUGCUCAAGCGGAAGGACCUGGCCGGCAUCGAGGUGCCCCACGAGCUGCCGGUCAAGCAGGACAGCCUGAAAGUCUACGAGGAGAAGCUCAACGGCAACCUGCGGCCUCACGCCGACAGCCGGUCUUCGGGGAGGCCGGGAAAGGAGAACAUCAACGACGAGCCGGUGGACAUGAGUGCGAAAAGAAGCGAUCAGGACCGGGGCCAACUCACUCCCUCGCCAGACAUCAUCGUCCUUUCUGACAACGAGGCCUCGAGCCCUCGUUCCGGCUCCCGCAUGGAAGAGAGAGUCAAGGCGGCCAAUCUGGAGAUGUUCAAGGGGAAAGGCCUGGAAGAGCGGCAGCAGCUGAUCAAACAGCUCCGGGAUGAGCUCAGGUUGGAAGAGGCCCGGCUGGUGCUGCUGAAGAAACUCCGACAAAGUCAGCUGCAGAAGGAGAACGUGGUGCAGAAGGCCCCCGUUGUCCAGAACGCAGCCUCCAUCGUCCAGCCGUCUCCUGCCCACGCCGGACAGCAGGCUCUGUCUAAAUUUCCCUCGCGGCCUGGAGCUCAAGGGGUGGAGCCCCAAAACCUCCGGACAUUACAGGGUCACAGCGUCAUCCGGUCCGCCAGCAACACCACACUCCCCCACAUGCUUAUGUCCCAGCGAGUCAUUGCGCCGAACCCCACCCAGCUCCAAGGGCAGCGCAUCCCCCCGAAACCGGGCCUCAUCCGCACCACCACCCCGAGCAUGAGCCCCGCCAUCAGCUACCAGCCGCAGUCCGGCUCGGCGGUCCCCUGCCAGCCGCGUACCACCUCCUCUGCCAUUUACAUGAACCUGGCCUCCCACAUCCAGCCGGGCACCGUGAACCGAGUGUCGUCGCCCCUGCCCAGCCCCAGCACGCUCAACGACGCGGCCAACUCCCAGGCCGCCGCCAAGCUCGCCUUGCGCAAGCAACUGGAAAAGACCCUCCUGGAAAUCCCGCCCCCCAAGCCCCCGGCCCCCUUGCUCCACUUCCUGCCCAGCGCCGCCAACAGUGAGUUCAUCUACAUGGUGGGGCUGGAAGAGGUGGUGCAGAGCGUCAUCGACAGCCAAGGCAAAGGCUGCGCCUCCCUCUUACGGGUGGACCCCUUCGUUUGCGCCCAGUGCCGCACGGACUUCACCCCGCACUGGAAGCAGGAGAAGAACGGGAAGAUCCUGUGCGAGCAGUGCAUGACCUCCAACCAGAAGAAGGCGCUCAAGGCCGAGCACACUAACCGGCUGAAGAACGCCUUCGUCAAAGCUCUGCAGCAGGAACAGGAGAUCGAGCAGCGGCUGCAGCAGCAGGCGGCCUUGUCCCCCACCGCCGCUCCCGCCAGCGUGUCCAACGUCAGCAAACAGGAGAACAUCAUGCGACACCACACACUCCGCCAGGCGCCCCAACCGCAGAGCACCCUUCAGCGCGGCAUCCCCACUUCGGCCCGCUCCAUGCUGUCCACCUUCGCGCAGGCCCCCCAGCUCUCCGUGGCGGGCGGCCUCCUCGGCAUGCCAGGAGUCAACAUCGCCUACCUGAACGCCGGGAUCGGGGGCCACAAAGCGUCGAGCCUGGCGGACCGGCAGCGGGAGUAUCUUUUAGACAUGAUCCCUCCUCGCUCUAUAUCUCUCCAUCGGCCUGGCGUGAUCCUCCUCGAUCCAGAGGAUCUGUGGGCAUCCCCUUCGCCUCCCCAGAGGACGUUGCUGGAAACGGAACAGUAG